Molecule: messenger RNA, 1952 nt
Organism: Gastrolobium bilobum
Lineage: Eukaryota; Viridiplantae; Streptophyta; Magnoliopsida; Fabales; Fabaceae
Product: pentatricopeptide repeat-containing protein At5g08305
Exons: 3
Coding region: 306-1952 (548 amino acids)
Biological process (GO): RNA modification
Molecular function (GO): RNA binding; protein binding
Source: RefSeq, a predicted model, not a curated record
UUGAAUAUGUUGAAAAACAAGUGAAGUGCAGCAAAUCAAAUCACUGUUAAAAUAAUCAAUCUAAACGCUUACACAUGCAGAAAGAAUUAACAUUGCAUUUUGCGUGAAAGGAAAGCUCCUUAACAUCAACACGUCUCUUUGUCUCCAAAGCACUUUUUGUGGAUGAUAACAUAACAAGUUAGAGAGGAGAAUGCUAUGCACUAAAGUUGACUUUUACAGCAAAACAAACGGAGCCCUUGUUGCCUUGGCUCAGCCUUGCUUGGAUGACACAAUUGAGCUGCAGGUGUUACAAGAUUUAUCUGUAAAUGCUUGGUGCGUCACAGUCAUGUAAAAUUGCAAAUAUACACCAAACUCUACUCAGCCUCCUUGUUAAAUGCAAAUCAAUGCUUGAACUGAAGCAACUUCAUGCUAUUGUAAUCUCUUUCGGCUUAUCACAAGAUGACCCAUUUAUAUCCAAAAUUCUUUGUUUUUCUGCUCUGUCCAAUUCAGGCGACAUUGAUUAUUCCUACAGGGUUUUCUCCCAGCUUUCCAGUCCAGCAAUUUUUAGCUGGAACACAAUCAUAAGAGGCUACUCAAAUAGCAAAAAUCCAAUUCAUUCCCUAUCAAUUUUUUUGAAGAUGCUGCGACUUGGGAUUGCACCAGAUUACUUAACAUACCCAUUUCUUGUGAAGGCAUCAGCUCGUCUUUCAAACCAGGAAACUGGUGUAUCUGUGCAUGCCCACAUUAUAAAAACUGGGCAUGAGUCUGAUAGAUUUAUCCAGAAUUCUUUGAUUCACAUGUAUGCUUCUUGUGGGAAUAUUGUGUGGGCUCAUAAGGUAUUUGAUAAUAUGCAGGGAAAAAAUUUGGUUUCAUGGAAUUCCAUGUUGGAUGGCUAUGCUAAGUGUGGAGAAAUGGUUUUGGCUCAGAAAGUUUUUGAGUCCAUGUCAGAGAGGGACGUUCGGUCAUGGAGCUCUUAUAUUGAUGGUUAUGUUAAGGCUGGGGAAUACAGUGAAGCUAUGGCUAUCUUUGAAAAGAUGCGGGCUAUUGGGCCCAAGGCCAAUGAAGUGACUAUGGUGAGUGUCUUGUGCGCUUGUUCACACCUGGGUGCUCUAGAGAAGGGGAGAAUGAUGCACAAGUACAUAGUUGACAGUGGAUUACCACCGACAUUGAUUUUGCAGACUUCUCUUGUGGACAUGUAUGCCAAAUGUGGGGCAAUAGAGGAGGCUUUGCUUGUAUUCCUUGGUGUCUCACAGAGUCAAACUGAUGUGUUGAUUUGGAAUGCAAUGAUUGGAGGUCUUGCAACACAUGGGUUAGUAGAUGAAUCUCUUAAAUUGUUUAAGGAAAUGCAAAUAGUUGGUAUCUGUCCUGAUGAGGUCACAUAUUUGUGCUUGUUAGCUGCCUGUGCCCAUGGAGGGUUAGUCAAAGAAGCGUGGUACUUCUUUGAGAGUCUUGGUAAAUGUGGCAUGACACCUACAAGCGAACACUAUGCUUGCAUGGUAGAUGUGCUGGCACGUGCAGGUCAAUUAACAACUGCAUACCAAUUUAUUUGUCAAAUGCCCAUAGAACCAACGGCUUCCAUGUUAGGUGCUCUUCUUAGUGGGUGUAUUAACCAUAGAAAUUUAGGUCUCGCAGAAAUAGUUGGCAGGAAGCUUAUUGAGCUAGAACCAAAUCAUGAUGGAAGAUAUGUUGGCUUAUCAAAUGUUUAUGCAGUUGUCAAACGCUGGGAUGAUGCAAGAAGCAUGAGAGAAACCAUGGAGAGAAGAGGGGUGAAAAAAUCGCCUGGGUUUAGUUCUGUUGAAAUAUCUGGAGUCCUUCAUAGAUUCAUUGCUCACGAUAAAUCGCAUCCUGAUUCAGAAGAAACUUAUUCUAUGCUAAAUUUUGUUGUCUAUCAAAUGAAACUUGGCUGUCGCCAAGACAACAAGGAAAGUUCGUUGAAUGAUAGCUUAACAGAAGAUGAUUUGCUUCUCUAUUGA